Molecule: messenger RNA, 2487 nt
Organism: Mauremys mutica (yellowpond turtle)
Lineage: Eukaryota; Metazoa; Chordata; Testudines; Geoemydidae
Gene: CORO1B
Product: coronin 1B
Exons: 11
Coding region: 160-1629 (489 amino acids)
Biological process (GO): cell migration; actin filament organization
Molecular function (GO): actin filament binding
Source: RefSeq, a predicted model, not a curated record
CCGGGGCGGGGCGGGCCGAUCUCGGCGCAGCCAGUCCCAGACCCGGCCCGGCCCACGCAGGUGGAGGGAGCGGCCUCCCCCGCUACUUCCUGCCGGCCUGGCCCGGCGCCUCCAUCCGCCAGGCAGCGGCCCCGACCCUCAGCCCCCCGCACGGCCGCCAUGUCGUUCAGGAAGGUUGUGCGCCAGAGCAAGUUCCGCCAUGUCUUCGGGCAGCCCGUCAAGAAUGACCAGUGCUAUGAUGACAUCCGCGUCUCCCGCGUCACCUGGGACAGCAGUUUCUGUGCCGUCAACCCCAAGUUCGUGGCAGUGAUCGUGGAGGCCAGCGGGGGAGGGGCCUUCAUGGUGCUGCCAGUGCUCAAGACAGGCCGCAUCGAUAAGUCGUACCCCACAGUGUGUGGGCACACGGGCCCUGUCCUGGACAUCGACUGGUGCCCGCACAAUGACCAUGUCAUCGCCAGCGGCUCCGAGGACUGCACCGUCAUGGUCUGGCAGAUCCCAGAGAAUGGACUAACACAGCCCUUGACAGAGCCCGUGGUGGCCCUGGAGGGGCACUCGAAGCGCGUGGGCAUCGUCACCUGGCACCCAACCGCCCGCAAUGUCCUUCUCAGCGCAGGCUGUGAUAACAUGGUGAUUGUGUGGAACGUGGGCACGGCUGAGGAGCUGUACCACCUGGACAGCAUGCACCCCGACCUCAUCUACAACGUCAGCUGGAGCCACGACGGGAGCCUCUUCUGCUCCGCCUGCAAGGACAAGAGCGUGCGCAUCGUGGAUCCCCGCCGAGGGGUGGUCGUGGCGGAGAAGGAGCGUGCACAUGAGGGAGCGCGGCCCAUGCGUGCCAUCUUCCUGGCUGACGGCAAGAUCUUCACCACAGGCUUCAGCCGCAUGAGUGAGCGGCAGCUGGCGCUCUGGGACCCGGAGAACCUGGAAGAGCCCAUGGCGCUGCAGGAGCUGGACUCCAGCAACGGAGCCCUGCUGCCCUUCUACGACCCCGAUACCAAUGUCAUCUAUGUCUGUGGCAAGGGGGACUCAAGCAUCCGGUACUUUGAGAUCACAGAGGAGCCACCCUACAUCCACUUCCUGAACACCUUCACCAGCAAGGAGCCCCAGCGUGGCAUGGGCUGGAUGCCCAAGCGGGGUCUGGACGUCAGCAAGUGUGAGAUCGCCAGGUUUUACAAGCUUCACGAGCGCAAGUGUGAGCCCAUCAUCAUGACAGUGCCAAGGAAGUCGGACCUGUUCCAGGACGACCUGUACCCAGACACGGCUGGGCCAGAUGCAGCCAUGGAGGCCGAGGAAUGGGUGGCCGGGAAGACAGCAGGUCCCGUGCUGAUCUCACUGCGCGAAGCCUACGUGCCCAGCAAGCAGCGGGACCUGAAAAUCAGCAAGAAGAAUGUGCUGCAUGAGAGCCACCCAGCUCCCGCCUCCAGCACCGGCAGUGCCACACGCCUCAGUGCCACGGCCGCGCCCGCCACGGUGCCCAGCAUCAGCAUCAGCACUGCCCCUGGGGGUGGCGGGCGGCUGGAGGAGGUGCUGCAGGAACUGCAGGCACUGCGGCUGCAGGUGAAGGAGCAGGGUGAGCGCAUCAGCAGGCUGGAGGAGCAGCUGAGCCGCAUGGAGAAUGGGGAUGUCUAGGGUGGGGGUGGGGGGGGCGCAGUGCCCCCCUCCUUAAAGGGAUCGCAUAAACCAGGGUUUUGACUCUUCACCUCGGCGCUGCCAGUAACUGCCCCCCCCCCUGAGGUGAGGGGGGGGGCCCUGGGCCCCACUCCCACCUCUUCCCUUUCUGCUCUGCCAUGGGGAAACUUCUCCCUCUUUUAUAUGGCUGACCAAAACACCCCACCUCUUAAAGGAGUGGUUGGUUCUCUCACACACCCCCUGCCUUAGGCAGCAUCGCCCCCUCCUGGAAGCUCCUCCCAGUGAGCGGGGUCACUCACCCCAAGAAGCUGAUGUGCUGGGGGGUGGUUUCCUGCCUCUCAGCCCCAUGGUGGGGGAUGGUGCUGGGUUCAGCUCUGUCCUUUUCUUCCCAGCCCCAUGCAGGGGCCCCUCUCUGCUUGCGCAACCCCCUCCCCUCCCAGCACACAUCUAGGGGAGACAAACGCUAAGCUCCACCCCCAUCCGCCCAUGCUGCUGGCGGAGGUUGGGUGCAGCCUGGCUCCGCCCCCCUCUUCCUGUGCCCAUGGGAGCGCAGGGGGCGAGAUCGAUGGGUCGCUGUGCUCAGCCCUCCCCUUUAAAUCAGACUUGGGUCUGCAGCUGCCACCACCAUGCCAGUGCAGUGGGGUCAGAGCAUGGCACGGGCCCUGGAACCCACCCCUGUUUUUAUGUGACUGUGCCCUCUUUAAUAGCCACAGGGGGGCAGUCAUAGCAGGGACCAUUCAGACCCAGCAAAGUGGCUUCUGCCUAGAUGCAAUUAAGGAAAAGAAAAAAACCACACACAGAGCCCUGUGCAGGGCCAGAUCUAUAUUUUCAUUCCAAAUAAAAGGUCUUUAUAAUAAA